AUCCACGCCGCUGGAGCUUCGUACCUGUAUCCAUUGGUAUCCAUUGGUAUUCAUGGUAUUCAUGGGUAAGUACGAGUAGUAGUACUCCGUAAAUACGCUGUCAACUUCCAUCUCACCACCGCUUCUUGUCGUCCCUUUUUUUCCUUUUUCCUCUCCCCCUCCUCCCCCUUCAACCUUCAUUCUUCUCUAGUACUUGUUUUUUCCCGCCGACGUCGCUGAGAAAUUCUUCUUCUUCUCUAUACUCCUUAAUCACAAUUUGAGGCGUCCUACUCUUCCCCCUCAUCCCUACUUCUACCACCCGUCUCUCUUCUACACAACCCAUAUAACAUUUACUUUCUUUCCCCUCCUCAUCCACCUCCUCCUCCACCACUACACCACUACCUCCCCCUCCUCCGCUUCCUCCUACAUAUCCACCAUGUCCGCCAAAUCAAUUCUCGAAGCUGAUGGCAAGGCCAUCCUGAACUACCACCUCACUCGUGCUCCCGUCAUCAAGCCAACUCCUCUGCCUCCUUCCAUCACCCACAACCCUCCCUCCAGACUCGCCUCUCUGUACUUCCCCGAUGAUAUCGCUGUCAAGGAUGUUCUUGACCAGGCUGAGGUCACAUACCCAUGGCUGUUGGUCCCUGGUUCCAAGUUCGUCGCUAAGCCAGAUCAAUUGAUCAAGCGACGAGGCAAGAGCGGUCUCCUCGCUCUGAAUAAGACCUGGGCUGAGGCCAGGGAAUGGAUCGAGGCUCGUGCUACUAAGGAAGUCCUGGUUGAGACCGUGACCGGUGUCCUCCGCCAGUUCCUCGUCGAGCCUUUCGUUCCCCACCCCCAGGAGACUGAGUACUACAUUAACAUCCACUCCGUGCGUGAGGGCGACUGGAUCCUCUUCACCCACGAGGGUGGUGUUGACGUCGGUGAUGUUGACGCCAAGGCUGAGAAGAUGCUCAUCCCUGUCAACCUGAAGAACUACCCCUCCAACGAGGAGAUUGGUGCCACCCUGCUGAGCAAGGUGCCCAAGGGUAUUCACAACGUCCUCGUGGACUUCAUCUCCCGCCUCUAUGCCGUCUAUGUCGACUGCCAGUUCACCUACCUCGAAAUCAACCCCCUCGUGGUCAUCCCCAACGAGGAUGCUACCUCUGCUGCCGUGCACUUUCUCGACUUGGCUGCUAAGCUCGACCAAACUGCCGAGUUCGAGUGCGGCACCAAGUGGGCAAUUGCCCGCAGCCCCGCCAACUUGGGUCUGGCCGCCCUCCCCAAGUCCGAUAAGGUCAACAUUGACGCUGGCCCCCCUAUGGAGUUCCCUGCUCCUUUUGGCCGUGAAUUGAGCAAGGAGGAGAAGUUCAUCUCCGAUAUGGAUGCCAAGACCGGUGCCUCGCUGAAGCUUACCGUCCUGAAUGCCAAUGGCCGUGUCUGGACCCUCGUUGCCGGUGGUGGUGCCUCCGUCGUGUACGCUGAUGCCAUUGCCUCUGCCGGUUUCGUCAGUGAGCUCGCCAACUACGGUGAGUACUCCGGUGCCCCCACCGAGACUCAGACCUACAACUAUGCCCGCACGGUCCUCGACCUGAUGCUGCGCUCCCCUAUCCACCCUGACGGCAAGGUCCUCUUCAUUGGUGGUGGUAUUGCCAACUUCACCAACGUCGCCUCCACCUUCAAGGGUGUCAUUCGUGCCCUGCGCGAGGUUGCCCCCGUUCUCAACGAACACAAGGUCCAGAUCUGGGUCCGUCGUGCUGGUCCCAACUACCAGGAGGGUCUUAAGAACAUCAAGGCUGUUGGCGAGGAGCUUGGCCUUAACAUGCACGUCUACGGUCCCGAGAUGCACGUCAGCGGUAUCGUGCCCCUUGCUCUACUAGGCAAGAAGACCGAUGUCAAGGAGUUUGGCACUGCGUAAAAAAAAAAAAAAAAAAAAAAAAGAGGGCCUUUCUUU
Molecule: messenger RNA, 1909 nt
Organism: Aspergillus ochraceoroseus IBT 24754
Lineage: Eukaryota; Fungi; Ascomycota; Eurotiomycetes; Eurotiales; Aspergillaceae
Gene: aclA
Product: putative ATP citrate lyase subunit (Acl)
Exons: 2
Coding region: 416-1873 (485 amino acids)
Biological process (GO): tricarboxylic acid cycle; succinyl-CoA metabolic process
Cellular component (GO): succinate-CoA ligase complex
Molecular function (GO): succinate-CoA ligase (ADP-forming) activity
Source: RefSeq, a predicted model, not a curated record